Messenger RNA from Hippopotamus amphibius kiboko, 2626 nucleotides. RefSeq names its product PDZ and LIM domain protein 5-like. The coding region runs from base 89 to 1876 and encodes 595 amino acids. The record is from RefSeq and is a predicted model, not a curated record. Gene Ontology annotation, biological process: heart development; muscle structure development; actin cytoskeleton organization. Gene Ontology annotation, molecular function: muscle alpha-actinin binding; actin binding. The transcript has a single exon. Gene Ontology annotation, cellular component: adherens junction; Z disc; stress fiber. Lineage: Eukaryota; Metazoa; Chordata; Mammalia; Artiodactyla; Hippopotamidae.
UGUCAGCACUGGACUGAGGAGGAGGCAUCGCCGCGCCGGACCCGAGUUUCUUUAAUUUUUAUGGAUUGGACUUUGAGCCAUUAGAACCAUGAGCAACUACAGUGUGUCCUUGGUUGGCCCAGCUCCGUGGGGUUUCCGGCUGCAAGGUGGCAAGGAUUUCAACAUGCCUCUCACGAUCUCUAGCCUAAAAGAUGGCGGCAAAGCAUCCCAGGCAAACGUAAGAAUAGGUGAUGUGGUUCUCAGCAUUGAUGGAAUAAGUGCGCAUGGAAUGACUCAUCUUGAAGCCCAGAACAAGAUUAAGGGUUGUACAGGCUCUUUGAAUAUGACUCUGCAAAGAGCCUCUGCUACACCCAAGCCUGAGCCGGUUCCCGUUCAAAAGGGAGAACCUAAAGAAGUAGUUAAACCUGUGCCCAUUCCAUCUCCUGCUGUGUCCAAAGUCACUUCCACAACCAACAUGGCCUACAAUAAGGCACCACGGCCCUUUGGUUCUGUGUCUUCACCAAAAGUCACAUCCAUCCCAUCACCAUCGUCUACCUUCACCCCAGCCCACGCGACCACUUCAUCACAUGCUUCCCCUCCACCUGUGGCCGCUGUCACUCCUCCCCCAUUCACUACAUCUGGACCACAUGCUAAUGCCAGUCUUAGUGCUGACCAGCGGUCAUCUGCACUGAGCGCUGGUAAACCUGCAGUUAAUGUCCCACGGCAGCCCACAGUCACCAGCGUGUGUGCCGAGACUGCCCAGGAGCUAGCGGAGGGACAGAGAAGAGGAUCCCAGGGUGACAGUAAACAGCAAAAUGGCCCGCCAAGAAAACACAUUAUGGAUCGUUAUACAGAGUUUUAUCACAUACCGACUCACAGUGAUGCCAGCAAGAAGAGGCUGAUUGAGGAUACUGAAGACUGGCGUCCAAGGACUGGAACCACUCAGUCUCGCUCUUUCCGAAUCCUCGCCCAGAUCACUGGGACUGAACAUCUGAAAGAAUCUGAAACUGAUAACACAAAGAAGGCAAACACCCAGGAGCCUUCCCAGCAGGCGGCCCCCUCGGCAGCUGCGGCUCGGAGCACACCAGAGAGGCCAGAAAGCCCAGGCUCGGCCAGACCAGGGGUGGCCGGGCUCACCACUGCUGCCGCCUUCAAGCCUCUAGGGUCCACCAGCAGCAUCAAGUCACCAGACUGGCAACGGCCCAGCCAAGCAGCACCUUCCACCGGAAGAGCUGCAAGCUGUGGGACGUCCACAGGAGUGGUGGCAUCAGCCAGUUCAGCUGGAAGGCAGCCCCAGCCCAGUGAUGAGGACACUUUGGUGCAAAGGGCCGAGCACAUUCCCGCAGGGAAACGAACUCCGAUGUGCACCCACUGCAACCAGGUCAUCAGAGGACCAUUCCUAGUGGCACUGGGGAAAUCUUGGCACCCGGAAGAAUUUAACUGUGCUCACUGCAAAAAUACGAUGGCCUACAUUGGAUUUGUAGAGGAACAGGGAGCCCUGUAUUGUGAGCUCUGCUACGAGAAAUUCUUUGCUCCUGAAUGUGGUCGAUGCCAAAGGAAGAUCCUUGGAGAGGUCAUCAAUGCUUUGAAACAAACUUGGCAUGUUUCCUGUUUUGUGUGUGUGGCCUGUGGAAAACCUAUUUGUAAUAAUGUUUUUCACUUGGAGGAUGGUGAGCCCUACUGUGAGACUGAUUAUUAUGCCCUCUUUGGUACUAUGUGCCAUGGAUGUGAAUUUCCCAUAGAAGCUGGUGACAUGUUCCUGGAAGCUCUGGGCUACACCUGGCAUGACACUUGUUUUGUAUGCUCAGUAUGUUGUGAAAGUCUGGAAGGUCAGACCUUUUUCUUCAAGAAGGACAAGCCACUUUGCAAGAAACAUGCUCAUUCUGUGAAUUUUUGAAAGUCAACAGUCCAGGGGAAGAGAAGAAAUUUGAAGAGAAAGAUGAGAAUUUAAAUCACCAAUUAAUUUUUAGAUGUAAUAUUUAUAUGGAGUUUUGAAAAAUAAUAGUGGCCCUGAAGGGAUAAAUACCAAGCUUUGAAAACCAAGUCUAUGAGGAAAUAUUUGGCUUCAUAAAGUAAAGAGACAGUUUGGCGUUUAUUAUUACUUUUUUCCUGCAUUUUCUGCCCAUAAAAUAACUUUUAUAAAAACCAAUUUCCUGGUUGACUAUUAAAUUCAUCUUAGAAUAAAUUAGUGAAGAAUUACAUUUUAAAAUAAAAACCUUCAACCUCUAUGCUGAAAUACUUAUACCUUCUUUCCUUAUUAGGUAGUUGUAAAUCUAUAAAAGGCAAUGAAAAUGCCUUACACUUAAUCAGCAAGUGAAACAUUGUGUUUUUUUUUUUAAUUAGUGUUUAAUCUUUAAAACAGUAAAUAGGAGUUUAAACAGAGAAUUUUAUCAGUAGUAGGUGUCAGGUUUUUUAACUGCACUUUUUUUUUUUGUCUUUACAGUUGAUCGUUCCAGUAGGAAAGGCCAAUGAGAUUUUGAUCAAAAUGUGUCAUGCCAAAAAGAGAUGUUAUAUUUUUCUCCACCCCAAAAAGCUACCAUUAUAGCUUAUAAACUUCAGAUUUUUGCCUUGUAUUAAAAUAUGACCAUUUCUAUUCAUUGUAUAUGUUUCACCACCUAUACUCAUCAAACUUUUUUUCCCCUUCCUU